This is a messenger RNA of Peronospora farinosa, 1011 nucleotides long. NCBI's taxonomy places the organism in Eukaryota, Oomycota, Peronosporomycetes, Peronosporales, Peronosporaceae. The record is from the annotation of a GenBank genome assembly.
AUGUCGCUCCUGGUUCCAGACUACACUAGCUCGUCAGAGGAUGACGACGUUUCUGGCAAUUCUAUCGCUACUUUACCUCCAUCUUCUUCUCCUGUGUCUGUACCAUCUUGUAGCUUAAUUUCUGCUACUAACUUACCGAAUAAUGCUCUACAUACCGUUGUAUCUACGACUUUAAAGCCCAAGAAGAAGAAGAAGAAGAAGGCACGGAAGAAAAGGAAGACACAUUUGUACCUUUCACCGGAAAUUCAGCGGCUAUUGGAGACAGGAAAUAGAGACGGUAUACUGUCCGACAGCAGUGAGGAGGACAGUGAGGUACUGGCCAAGCACAAAGCAGCCAAGAAAGCAGUCAAGGAACAGGCGAGACCUGCAGCAGCUGAUAAAGACUCGGUCUUGUCUUUUCUUCCAUUGCCCAAGCACAAACUACCAGGCGUAGCGUAUCCAGAUGCUAAUGCUGAAGCUAAAGGAAAAGAAAGACAGGAAGAGAUACAGACACAGAAGGUUCUAGGAGCUCAAACAGGAGAGGUUGAGGAAACUACUGCAGCCUGGCAACAGUAUUAUCAGCAGCAACAGCAGUAUCAGGGCAAUGAUGCUGUCAUGUCACAGGAAUAUUGUGUUGCACAAGGAGAAGAUGACGUGUUUGGGGGCAGCUCCAAGCGCAGAAGGACACGUGAACGAGAUAUUGAACGAGCACUUCAAGAGGGCCACUUUGAGACUGUUGCUGGACAGAUUGUGGACGUACAUGGCCCAGUGCCUAAUGCCUGGCAACCACCAGUGGACCCUUUGACAGGAGCUAGUGGAUCCAGUGACCACGAAGUGAGGGUAAAGGCGAGCUUUUGGAACGCUCAAGCCGGUACUAAGGUGUCGUCGAUGAAGCCCAGUCGGCUGCAAAGACAGAAACACCAGCUGAAUCAGCUUGCUUUUGAUGCAAAAGCGCGUGAUUUCGAGCUGCUAGACAAAAGAGGCGCAUCAUUGAAGACAAAGAGAGAGACAUAUGCCAAGUAUGGCUGGUAA